CCCACUCCUCUUUCUAUUCUGGUUAGAGACCGUUUGCGCUAUUCUGUGAAGGCAGUAGUACACAGCGUUGUACGAAAUCUUCAGUUUCUUGGCAAUUUCUCGCAUGGAAUAGCCUUCAUUUCUCAGAACAUGAAUAGACUGACGAGUUUCAGUGGACAGUUAUUUGUUUCUGGCCAUUUUGAGUCUGUAAUCGAACCCACAAUUUCUGAUGCUCCAGAUACUCAACUAGUCUAAAGACUGAAAGUUUUAUUGCUUCUUUAAUCAGCACUACAGUUUUCAGCUGUGCUAACAUAAUUGCAAAAUGUUUUUUUAAUGAUCAAUUAGCCUUUUAAAAUGAUAAACUUGGAUUAGCUAACACAACGAGCCAUUGGAACACAGGAGUCAUGGAUGCUGUUAAUGGGCCUCUGUACACCUAUGUAGAUAUCCAUUAAAAAUCAGCCGUUUCCAGCUACAAUAGUCAUUUACAACAUUAACAAUGUCUACACUGUAUUUCAGAUCAAUUUAAUGUUAUUUUAAUGGACGAAAAAAAAUGUUUUUCUUUCAAAACAAAGACAUUUCUAAGUGAACCCAAACUUUUGAACGGUAGAGUAUAUUUAACAGAUGUUAUUGCGGGUGUAGCGAAAUGCUUGUGUUCAAAGCACCAACAGUGAAUUAAUAUCUAACAAUUCACAACAAUGCACAAAUCUAAAAGUAAUAUAAUGGAAUUAAGAAAUGUAUAAAUAUUAGCACGAGCAAUGUCGGCGUGGCAUUAACUAAAAUAUAGUGGAAUAGAAUAGGGUAAAUACAUUUGAGAUGAGUAAAGCAGUAUGUAAACAUUAUUAAGGUGACAAGUGUUCCAUUAUUAAAGUGGCCAGUGAUUCCAUGUUUAUAUAUUUAGGGCAGCAGCUUCUAAGGUGCAGGGUUGAGUAGUCGGGUGGUAGACGGCUUGGGAAUGUGGUCUGUGGGGUAUAUCUGACCUCCAUCAUCUAGGACAUGACAAUGGUUAAUCAAAUCUCCCCAUUUCUGACCUUUUUUUUUUACAGUUUUGCAGGCCUUCUCAUACAGCUGCAACUGUAUAUGCAUUUGUAAAUCAAGACCUUUUUGGAGUUGGGCUCUGGAUGGUGCAACUGUUGAGAAUCUGAGUCUAUGGUUGUUGUGGUGGAAAGGGGUUGAGUGUGUAUGAGUGUGUGUGUGUGUGUGUGUGUAUCCCACAACUGUUGCAAGGGAGUAAAAGAUGUUAGGGACAAUAUAGGAAGAUUCACAAUAGUUGUUUGCUAAUAUAAUAAUUGCUUGCCGUAAUGUAAUUUUGGUAAUGGAGAGACUGGUGAGAUGUAAAAAUCCUUUGCAUAAAUUGCCUACAUUACUACAAACAUUAACAGCUAAUUAUAUAUAAUAUAAAUCGAGGUGAGGGCGAUGGAAAUGCAUUUGGCAGUUGAUCUACUUCUGUUCUGUUUUCGAAGGAUGGUUCCCGGUUUCUCCGGGGCUAUGGGUUCCGGGGGGUCGAGGGUGGUCUGCCAGGCAUUGGGAUGACAACCCAACUCGGGAUAAGGAGGGAUUUUAGCCGGUGGAAUAGGGGGGACCAAUUGGAGGUUUACUUAGUAGCAAUGCAAAUAUUAUGGUACAGCUAUAUAGACAAUCAAUCAUCAUGUUACAUUUGCCAACAUAUAUUUUGAUUAAUAUCAUUUAAAUGUGUGUCUUAUUAUGGUAAGUGGUGAAGCCUACUAGAUGAUAACUUGUUUAUAACUAGGACAGAAAUGUAUAACUGACUCUUUCCGACAUAGUUGAAGUCGGAGUUCACAUACAGUUAGGUUCACAUACAGUUAGGUUCACAUACAGUUAGGUUCACAUACAGUUAGGAGUCAUUAAAACUUGUUUUUCAACCACUCCACAAAUGUAUUGCUAACAAACAGACUUUUGGAAAGUCGGUUAGGACGUCUACUUUGUGCAUGACACAAGUCAUUUUUCCAACUAUUGCUUACAGACAGAUUAUUUCACUUUUAAUUCACUGUAUCACAAUUCCAGUGGGUCAAAAGUUUACAUACACUAAGUUGACUGUGCCUUCAAACAGCUUGAAAAAUUCCUGAAAAUGAUGUCAUGGCUUUAGAAGCUUCUGAUAGGCUAAUUGACAUCAUUUGAGUCAAUUGGAGGUGUACCUGUAGAUGUAUUUCAAGGCCUACCAUCAAACUCAGUGCCUCUUUGCCUGACUUCAUGGGAAAAUCAAAAGAAAUCAGCAAAGACCUCAGAAAAAAAUUGUAUACCUCCACAAGUCUGGGUCAUCCUUAGGAGCAAUUUCCAAACACCUGAAGGUACCACAUUCAUCUGUACAAACAAUAGUAUGCAAGUAUAAACACCAUGGGACCACGCAGCCAUCAAACUGCUCAGGAAGGAGACGCGUUCUGUCUCCUAGAGAUGAACGUGCUUUGGUGCGAAAAGUGCAAAUCAAUCGCCGAACAACAGCAAAGGAACAUGUGAAGAUGCUGGAGGAAACGGGUACAAAAGUAUCUAUAUCCACAGUAAAACGAUUCCUGUAUAGACAUAACCUGAAAGACCGCCCAGCAAGGAAGAAAUCACUGCUCCAAAACCGCCAUAAAAAUGCCAGACUACGGUUUGCAACUGCACAUGGGGACAAAGAUCGUACUUUUUGGAGAAAUGUCCUCUGGUCUGAUGAAACAAAAAUAGAACUGUUUGGCCAUAAUGACCAUCGUUAUGUUUGGAGGAAAAGGGGGAGGCUAGCAAGCCGAAGAACCCCAUCCCAACCGUGAAUCACGGGGGCAUCAUGUUGUGGGGUUGCUUUGCUGCAGGACUGGUGCACUUCACAAAAUAGAUGGCAUCAUGAGGCAGGAGAAUUAUGUGGAUAUAUUGAAGCAACAUCUCAAUACAUCAGUCAGGAAGUUAAAGCUUGGUCGCAAAUGGGUCUUCCAAAUUGACAAUGACCCCAAGCAUACUUCCAAAGUUGUGUCAAAAUGGCUUAAGGAAGCAUGUGGGAAGCAUGUAGAAGGCUACCCAAAACAUUUGACCCAAGUUAAACAAUUUGAAAGCAAUGCUACCAAAUACUAAUUGAGUGUAUGUAAACUUCUGACCCACUGGGAAUGUGAUGAAAGAAAUCAAAGCUGAAAUAAUCAUUAUCUCUACUACUAUUCUGACAUUUUACAUUCUUAAAAUAAAGUGGUGAUCCUAACUGACCUAAGACAGGAAAUGUUUACUAGGAUUACAUUUCAGGAAUUGUGAAAAACAGAGUUUAAAUGUAUUUGGCUAAGGUGUAUGUAAACUUCUGACUUCAACUGUAUAUGGAUAUAUUUACCCCCAAAAUAUAUGGUGCAGACAAUUACAUUGAUGGAAGCAACAAUCUAUCUGCAAUAUAAAUGCUGAUCCAUCCCUUAAAAUAAAACAGUCUUGAGAUAGAAGCUGUUUUUCAGUCUCUUGGUCCCAGCUUUGAUGCACCUGUACUGACCUCGCCCUCUGGAUGAUAGCUGGGUGGCUCGGGUGGUUGAUGUCGUUUGAUAUUUUUGGCCUUCCUGUGUUAUCGGGUGCUGUUGGUGUCCUGGAGGGCAUGCAGUGUGCCCCUGUGAUGUGUUGGGCAGACCGUACCACCCUCUGGAGAGCCCUGCGGUUUAGGGUGGUGCAGUUGCCGUACAGGUGGUGAUACAGCCUGAUAGGAGGCUCUCAUUUGUGCAUCUGUAAACGUUUCUAUUGGUCUUAGGGGCCCUGCUGAAUUUCUUCAGCCUCCUGAGUUUGAAGAGGCGCUGUUGCCCCUUCUUCAUCACACUGUCUGUGUGGGUGGACCAUUUCAGAAUGUUAGUGAUGUGUACGCCUGGGAACUUGGAGCUUUCCACCUUCUCCACUGCUGUCCCUUCGAUGUGGAUCGGAGUGUGCUCCCUCUGCUGUUUCCUGAAGUACACGAUCAGCUUCUUCAUUUUGUUGACAAUGAUGGAGAGGUUAUUUUCCAGGCACCACUCCGUCAGGGCCCUCACCUCCCUGUCGGCUGUCUCAUCAUUGUUGGCAAUCAGGCAUACUAGUGUUGUGUCAUAUGCAAACUUGAUGAUUGAGUUGUCGGGGUGCGUAGCCACGCAGUCAUGAGUGAACAGCGAGUACAGGAGGGGGCUAAGCAUGCACCCUUGUGGGGUCCCUGUGUUGAGGAUUAGCGAAGUGGAAGUGUUGUUUCAUUCCUUCACCACCUGGGAGCAGCCUGUCAUGAAGUCCUGGGCCCAGUUGCACCCCGAGCUUAAUGAUGAGCUUUGACGGUACUAUGCUGUUGAAGGCUGAGCUAGAGACAAUGAACAGCAUUCUGAUAUAGGUAUUCUUCUUGCCCAGAUGGGAUAGGACAGUGCGAUGGCAUCCUCUGUGGAUAUAUUGGGGUGAUAGGGGGAGAUCGUGAACGUCAAGUCUUCCCAGUAUGUAAAUGUGAUGCAAGGGGUAAGUCACGUUCUGAAUACUGUUUUCUAUUUUACAAUGUGUACAAGUUUUCUGUAUGUUACUGAUUUAUACAUGUGUGGGUAUAUGGUACCUGUUAGGGAUUGAGGGGCUUUCUGGGAUUUGCUUUGGCAUAUGAUUGCUGUAAAUAAGUGUGUUAGCAGCAUACACUGAUGUAAUGGUCACAUAAGCCCACUGUUAACACAGUUGUCUUCAUGCUACAGAUUUUGCCAUCGACACCCAUCAAUAUCGUUAAGCCCUGCACAACUAACGUGCUGUUUCCCAUUUAACAACAGCAACAGAAAUAAAUGAUGCUCAACUGGGACCACUGGCUGAUGUGAUUUAUUUGGAGAAAACAACGCAAGGAGAGUACGAUAUACAUCUGUUACAUAAGCACAUUGAAGAGGGUCUAGGGUGACAGAAUUCAAAUGAAGAAGCACUCCAGUCAACAAGAUGAAGAACAAACCUGGGAAAAAGCAACACAACAAAACCAAGAGGACUAAACAACAUCGAGACCCCAUCAAAACAGAGUGUGGAACACAGUCAGGUGAUGUUGACUGCAAUAGAGAAGAACCAGACAUUAGUCAAGCACCCUACAUUACUAAAGGGGUUUGCAUCAGCUCCAUCCAAAUCAAAGAGGAACCAACAGACUUUGAACAGCAGGGAAUGGGAGAGGAACAAAACCGUUCAGUUCCUUCCUUCCAGAAGACUCACAUCAAGCAACAAAAUACAUCCAAUCCAAUGACCGGGUGUAGCCAGAUAUCAAGGAGUCCUAUGGUGAUGCUAACAAGAUUGUCUAAUGUGGUGGUUAAGACUCUUCUGCGAGACACUAAAGUGUGUUUGGUGAAGGAGGAAAACCCAGAUGAGCCUGAUGGCGUCUCUUCUCCUCAGUUCUUUCCUUGCACAUACUGCACCAUCUCCUUCACCAACCAUUCCUUCCUGGAGAAGCACAUCAAGUGGAACCACCAGAAGGAGUAUCUGGCCAUGUUGAGAAGCAGUUUUUCAAAGAGCAGUGGAACAGAGACGGUCCCAACACACAGCUGCCUCCACUGUAGCCUCAUGUUCCAAACCCCACGGCUGCUUAGCAUCCACACCCUCCAGAUCCACCCUUCAGCCACUCCCCGGAAACCUGCCCGUCCACACAGAGUUUCGGCAAAACUCUACACCUGCCCACAGUGUGCCCGCAGAUUCAGAUACCUGGGCAGUCUGCAAAACCACUGUGAGCUUUCACACAAAAUGGCUGUGAUCAGCACCAAUGGACACCUCAGUUGUGCCGACUGUGGGAAGAGCUUCAAGAAUUGUUGGGGACUGGGACCUCACCAGUGUCACGAACCAGAGGGCACUGAACCUCAGGACAUUAAGCCUGUGGUCUGUCUUGAAGUCGGCUUCCAUUGCUCAGAGUGUGGCAAGAUCCUCUGUAGUCCACAGAGCCUGAACAUUCACAUGCGAAUUCACACCGGAGAGAAGCCUUAUGCCUGCAAGGAGUGUGGCAAAAGGUUUGCGGAGAGCGGCAGUUUACGCAAACACCUGCUGAUACACUCUGGAGUCAAGGCAUUCAAAUGCCAGGAAUGCGGGAAGGAUUUUGCCCGUAUGAAGGGUCUCAGGAGUCACAUGACCACUCAUUCUGGCAAAAAGCAGUACUCCUGCUCCCACUGUGACCGGCAGUUUGGAUACAAGUCUAGUCUGACCAUUCACCUACGCUCUCACACGGGGGAGAAACCCUUUCACUGCACAGAGUGUGGUAAAGACUUCUCUAUCAAGAGAAACCUGAGGCUUCACCUAAAGAUCCACAACAAUGAGAAAGGCCACCAGUGUGGGGAGUGUGGCCUGAAGGUGAUAGACAUUGGGGCGUUGAAGACACACAUGCGCUCACAUACCGGCGAGAGGCCUUACCACUGCACAGUGUGCAGCAAGCAGUUCAUUCGACUGGAACAUCUGAAGAACCACCAGCGCACUCACACAGGGGAGAGACCAUAUGUCUGUUCGGAGUGCAGCAAGAGCUUUGCUCAGUCUGGAGAUCUCACAAAACACAUACGCACCCACACUGGAGAGAAGCCCUAUGAAUGUUCUGUCUGCCACGGCUGCUAUACCUCUUCAGGGGAUCUGGGCAAACACAUGAGGAUCCACAAUGGUUCACGGCCCUUUCCCUGCCCGGAGUGUGACAAGAGUUUCCGCUUGGUCGGCCACCUUAAAACUCACAUGAGGACCCACACUGGGGAGAGACCAUACUCCUGCCCCCGCUGCCUCCGGACCUUCGCUCGCACCCACCACCUCUCUGUUCACCUGGCUCAGUGUCGCUGAUUGAUGAUAAUGAUUUGCCUGGUUGUGUUGCGCCUUUGUCAAAUUCAUUGCUUUAUGGGGGUAACUCACCCUUUCCACUACUCCCAAUGUGUAGCCCUUACCUGGGGGGGCAGCCAUAUUUCACCAGAACACUGAGGUGGGGCAUUUGGCUGACUAUUACAGCGGACAAACAAGAUGAUGUAGGAAGCGUCAAUUCGAAGGUCUAAGAGCUCCAGACAUUGACACUCUACUAGAUACAGCUAGAUGUUGGGUAGAGUUUUUAGUUGGCAUGCAGUUUCAGAUUUGUUUUCUGGACAUUAAAGGGAUAGUUCAAAGUACAAAUUAAUCUUAUUUCCCACUUACUGUGGCUGUAAGUGUAGAUGAUUAAUCAAAACAUCAGAAUUUGAUUAUAGAGCAAUAAAGUGACUUAAAUGUAAGGUAGACAGACGUCUGUCAUGUCAAUUACUAUUGUGGGUGAAUUAUAUCUGUUUUGUGCUAUAUCUCAAAUCAUGACACUAUUUUACUGAGUGUAUGAUGACAAUAAUUUUCUGAUGAAGGUGAGCAGAGUGGGUCUGCAGUACAGUCGUGGCCAACAAUUUUGAGAAUGACACAAAUAUUAAUUUUCAAAGUCUGCUGCCUCAGUUUGUAUGAUGGCAAUUUGCAUAUACUCCAGAAUGUUAUGAAGAGUGAUCAGAUGAAUUGCAAUUAAUUGCAAAGUCCCUCCUUUGCCAUGCAAAUGGACUGAAUCCCCAAAAAACAUUUCCACUGCAUUUGAGUCCUGCCACAAAAGGACCAGCUGACAUCAUGUCAGUGACUCUCUCAUUAACACAGGUGUGAGUAUUGACGAGGACAAGGCUGGAGAUCACUCUGUCAUGCUGAGAGUGUUUGAAUAACAGACUGGAAGCUUCAAAAGGAGGGUGGUGCUUGGAAUCAUUGUUCUUCCUCUGUCAACCAUAGUUACCUGCAAGGAAACACGUUCCGCCAUCAUUGCUUUGCACAAAAAGAGCUUCACAGGCAAAGAUAUUGCUGCAGUAAGAUUUCAUCAAAAUCAACCAUUUAUCAGAUCAUCAAGAACUUCAAGAAGAGCAGUUCAAUUGUUGUGAAGAAGGCUUCAGGGUGCCCAAGAAAGUCCAGCAAGCGCCAGGACAGUCUCCUAAAGUUGAUUCAGCUGCGGGAUCGGGGCACCACCAGUACAAAGCUCGCUCAGGAAUGGCAGCAGGCAGGUGUGAGUGCAUCUGCACGCACAGUGAGGCAAAAACUUUUGGAGGAUGUUCUGGUGACAUGAAGGGCAGCAAAGAAGCCACUUCUCUCCAGGAAAAACAUCAGGGACAGACUGAUAUUCUGCAAAAGGUACUGGGAUUGGACUGCUUUUCUGAGUCCCUUUUCCGAUUGUUUGGGGCAUCUGGAAAAAAGCUUGUCCGGAGAAGACAAGGUGAGCGCUGCCGUCAGUCCUGUGUCAUGCCAACAGUAAAGCAUCCUGAGACAAUUCAUGUGUGGGGUUGCUUCUCAGCCAAGGGAGUGGGCUCACUCACAAUUUUGCCUAAGAACACAGCCAUGAAUAAAGAAUGGUACCAACACAUCCUCCGAGAGCAACUUCUCCCAACCAUCCAGGAACCGUUUGGUGAUGAACAAUGCCUUUACCAGCAUGAUGGAGCACUUUGCCAUAAGGCAAAAGUGAUAACUAAGUGGCUCGGGGAACAAAACAUAUUUUGGGUCCAUGGCCAGGAAACUCCCCAGACCUUAAUCCCAUUGAGAACUUGUGGUCAAUCCUCAAGAGGCAGGUGGACAAACAAAAACCCACAAAUUCUAACAAACUCCAAGCAUUGAUUAUGCAAGAAUGGGCUGCCAUCAGUCAGGAUGUGGCCCAGAAGUUAAUUGACAACAUGUCAGGGUGGAUUGCAGAGGACUUGAAAAAGAAGGGUCAACACUGCAAAUUUUGACUCUUUGCAACAACUUCAUGUAAUUUUCAAGAAAAGCCUUUGACACUUAUAAAAAUGCUUGUAAUUAUACUUCAUUAUUACAUAGCAACAUCUGACAAAAAUAUCUAAAGACACUGAAGCAGCAAACUUUGUGGAAAUUAAUAUUUGUCAUUCUCAAAACAUUUGGCCAGGACUGUACAUACAAGAAACAAAUACUCUUUAUACCGCCUAUGUACUGAAUCUAUAACUUACUUUAACUGAUAGUGUUGUCUUGGUGUGUGUGAUAAAUAGUUGUGUUGUAACUGAUUAAUUACACUACCUUUCAAAAGUUUGUGGUCACUUAGAAAUAUCCUUGUUUUUGGAAAAAAAACACUUUGUUGUCCAUUAAAAUAACAUAAAAUAGAUCAGAAAUACAGUGUAGACAUUGUCAAUGUUGUAAAUGACUAUUGUAGCUGGAAAUGGCUGAUUUUUAAUGGAAUAUCUACAUAAGCGUACAGAGGCCCAUUAUCAGCAUCCAUCACUCCUGUGUUCUAAUGGCAUGUUGUGUUAGCAAAUCCAAGUUUAUAAUUUUAAAAGGCUAAUUUGAUCAUUAGAAAACCCUUUUGCAAUUAUGUUAGCACAGCUGAAAACUGUUGUUAUGAUUAAAAAAGGAAUAAAACUGGCCUUCUUUAGACUAGUUGAGUAUCUGGAGCAUCAGCAUUUGUGGGUUUUAUUACAGGCUCAAAAUGGCCAGAAACAAAGAACGUUCUUCUGAAACUCGUCAGUCUUCUUGUUCUGAGAAAUGAAGGCUAUUCCAUGCGAGAAAUUGCCAAGAAACUGAAGAUCUCGUACAACGCUGUGUGCUACUCCCUUCACAGAACAGCGCAAACUGGCUCUAACCAGAAUGGAAAGAGAAGUGGGAGGCCCUGGUGCCAACUGAGCAAGAGGACAAGUACAUUAGAAUGUUUAGUUUGAGCAACAGAUGCCUUAAAGUCCUCAACUGGCAGCUUCAUUAAAUAGUACUUUCAAAACACCAGUCUCAACUUCAACAGUGAAGAGGUGACGCCGGGAUGCUGGCCUUCUAGGCAGAGUUGCAAAGAAAAAGCCAUAUUUCAGACUGGUCAAUAAAAUAUUGAGAUGGGCAAAAGAACACAGACACUGUGUCUGUGGAACUCUGCCUAGAAGGCCAGCAUCCCGUAGUCGCUGCUUCACUGUUGACGUUGAGACUGGUGUUUUGCGGGUACUUUUUAAUGAAGCUGCCAGUUCAGGACUUGUGAGGUGUCUGUUUCUCAAAGUAGACACACUAAUGGACAAACAAAUUGCUUUUCUUUCAAAAACAUGGACCUUUCUAAGUGACCCCAAACUUUUGAACGAUAGUGUACAUUGUAUUUAUUCUAAAUGAUUAGGCAACUGUUAUUAUAAGAAUGUGUCAAUGACUUGAUAUCUACUAAGUCAUUACAUUGACUAAUACAUAUGAACAACGUUAAGGCUGUUUAACCAAACCGUGCACAAUGCAAUAAAUUAUUUCAAAAAAUGG
Oncorhynchus keta (chum salmon) is the source of this 10104-nucleotide messenger RNA. RefSeq names its product gastrula zinc finger protein XlCGF57.1-like. Gene Ontology annotation, molecular function: RNA polymerase II cis-regulatory region sequence-specific DNA binding; DNA-binding transcription factor activity. NCBI's taxonomy places the organism in Eukaryota, Metazoa, Chordata, Actinopteri, Salmoniformes, Salmonidae. The transcript has 5 exons. Gene Ontology annotation, biological process: regulation of transcription by RNA polymerase II. The record is from RefSeq and is a predicted model, not a curated record. Bases 4843 to 6690 code for a protein of 615 amino acids.